Molecule: messenger RNA, 1434 nt
Organism: Caenorhabditis sp. 36 PRJEB53466
Lineage: Eukaryota; Metazoa; Nematoda; Chromadorea; Rhabditida; Rhabditidae
Source: the annotation of a GenBank genome assembly
AUGGGAGUCAGCAGUGGUGGAUGCGAAGAUGCAAAGUGAGUUUCUCUUCGGAAAACAAUAACCGUAACACUUUGCAUUCAGGUCAAACUUUGAAAAAAUGCGCGAUUUUGUUCGCAAAAAGACGAGAAGGCCGAUUGACGACUACUACGACUGGGUUCCCCGUCCGGGCACUCAGUUCUGCAUACACAUGACGAUCCGGAGCAUCCAAACUGCCGCCGUCGUCGGCUCCGUUCUUGGCCCCGUUUCCGCACUUCUAAUGCACCGAAAUGAAAAGAAAGAACUUGUGUAAGACUAGCCUUCAGUUCACCGAUGAAUUAUUGCAUAUUUAGUGACGCUUUCGUGAUGGGUGGCUUGCACGGAGCACUGGUCGGAGCCGCUCUCGGGCCAGUCAUUUCACUGGCGACCUGUAAAAACAUGAACCACGUCAGGAAGUUCCAGAAUUUGGUUAAGAGCAAGUGAGUUCUAUUGCAAUCACUUCAGUAGAUAGAAUUGAAAUAUCAGAUUCGAUCACACUCAACUGUGGCAGGAUCACAUCGCAAUCGCCUCGGCAGCCGUCGGCUACAUCUCGAACGGCCAAAUCGGACUCGUCGUCGGUCUCGAUCUUUCUCUUCUUUUUGCAGUAGUAACUAGAAAUUGGUAGACAUGAGCAGAUAGAUUAUUGUGCUGUCUAGUCGCUUUUCAAUCUAAAUCUGUAUUUUAUUCCUCAAAGAAAAACAAAAACGGGAUUAUGCACUCACUAUAAAUCGGUUGCAAAAUUAGUAAAUAAUUGCUCAAACAUGUGAUUUUUAAUUGUGAUUGAAUAUACGGUCUCAUUCCGACUGACUAUCGCCUUUUGCUAAAAUUGAGAGGUUGCUCUCAUUUCCUUAAUUUAGAAUGAGCGCGGCUUGGUUCAAGAACUUCGUCGGACUCCAGACGAGCGAGUUCGAAAAGCUCCAAGUGCCCAAUCCUAACGUCGAGUUCGGAAUCCGUGUCACCAUCCGGAGCAUUCAAACGGGAGCACUCGUCGGAUCUGUGAUUGCCCCACUCUAUCUUCUGUUCAACGCGAAGGAGAAAACCAAGCAGAACUAUUUGUUCGUUUAUGACCGUUACUGUUCAGUUUACUCAUCCACUUUCUCUUUCAGCGAUUCGUUCGUUUCGGGUGGACAGAACGGAGCAGCACUCGGAGCUCUCCUCGGCCCUGUGCUCACAUUCCUAAAGAUUCGGGAGAUGAACAGUUUGUCCCUGUACGACAAGUGUUACCGUCUUCGGUGAGCCAAUCCCUACCCGAUAUUUUCAUUUUACUCUCUUCGCAGAUUCAAUGAGCAGGCUCUCUUCGAGGACAGAGCAGCCCUGCUCUCGGCAGCUGUCGGAUAUCUGCGCACCGGCUCCGUUGGCCUCGUUGUCGGGCUCGACGUCUCUCUCCUCAUCAGCAAACUGCGCGCAGGCCUCUUCUAG